UAUUUACUACGCUUGCGGCGUGAGUGAAUUAUUUUUGUUUUAAAGCAAAAAUAAAGCUUUGCAUUUGUUACUACAUACUUGUAAUAUAUUUAAUAUGGAUAGUCCAGAUUUAUUGCCGACUCACGUCCCCCUAUCGGAUUCCGAACAAUCUAACACUUCAGGGAGUGUUCCCGCUAUUAUAGCGACAUCGGCAAACGAGGAUUUCUCCGAGCUUCAAGAGCAAGUAAUGGCUAAUUUCCAGAAGCCCAAUGUACCUAAUAUAAACGUUCCUGAAAAGAUAAUAUUUUGUUUGGACGUUUGUUACGACAACAACAAAUCAUUGUAUAGGUUGGGUGAUGGCUCGACAUUCACUCCCAUUAACAUGAUGAAGCGGGUCCUCGACUUUUUCUUACAUUCAAAGAGUGCCAUCAAUAAAAAGACAGAGUAUGCCAUUAUUGUUCUAAAAGACACAGAAGCGUCCUGGGUUCUUAAUUUUACAAGUCAUGUGAAGGAUGUCGUAAAUGCAAUUGACUAUAUCAAUCCUGAGGAGUGCACAUCGGAAACUUUUGACUUCAAAAAGCUGUUCCAGUUGAUAAAACAAAAAGUUGAAAUACCUGAAUAUAAGGAAGGUGACUGUAUACUGCCUCCCUCUUAUGUUGUGCGAAUGAUUGUAAUGUAUGGUCGAUCUAGUUGUAUACCAACAAUACCACAAGAUGAUGCAUAUUUCAUAUUCCUGAAGAAGCAGUUAUAUUUCUACAUAGACAUACUGCUGGCUCAUGAAGAAGAUUGUGCACUGUAUAAAUGUGAAGAGAUUUAUGAUGCACUGCAAGAUCUGGAUAAUGGAUAUUCUUAUGUUUAUGAAGUAUCAAGAAAUGCUACUAAGAUUCAUGACUGCAUUGCAAAACUACUAGCCCACCCUUUGCAGAGGCCAUUACAGAAAAACACAGAUUAUGCAUUUGGUAUUAAGUAUUAAAAUUUAUUAUAAUUAA
This is a messenger RNA of Helicoverpa armigera (cotton bollworm), 968 nucleotides long. Its product is annotated as BRISC and BRCA1-A complex member 1. The transcript has 2 exons. Lineage: Eukaryota; Metazoa; Arthropoda; Insecta; Lepidoptera; Noctuidae. Gene Ontology annotation, cellular component: BRCA1-A complex; BRISC complex; nuclear body. The record is from RefSeq and is a predicted model, not a curated record. Gene Ontology annotation, biological process: double-strand break repair; mitotic G2 DNA damage checkpoint signaling; positive regulation of DNA repair. Bases 95 to 952 code for a protein of 285 amino acids.